UCACUUCCAAAGAAAAAAAAACUUCACCAAAAACCCAAGAAAAUAUAUAAAAAGCGCAAAAGUUCCAAUUUUGAUUCAUACCCAAAUCUCAAAAACCACUAAUUCAUCUUCCCAAUUCACUAAUUUCUCCAUUCUUUCAGUUUUCAAAUUUCAAUUUUUUCAUUUUGAGUGAUAAAAAUGGCAACUUUAAAGAUGAAAAUUUUGGGCUUUAUGGUAAUAAUGCUUUCAAUUUCUGCAAUUGCAAAAGGAGAUGAAAAUGAAAAUGAAUCAUCAUCUAAGCCACCAACAUUGGUGAAAAUGGUAAAGGGUAAAAAAAUGUGUGUUAAAGAUUGGGAAUGUAAUGUGUUGUCAAAAUUUUGUUGUAAUUUGACAAUUUCUGAUUUUUUUGAGACUUAUCAAUUUGAGAAUUUGUUUUCAAAGAGGAAUUCACCUGUAGCUCAUGCUGUUGGUUUUUGGGAUUAUAAAUCUUUUAUAAUUGCUUCAGCUCUUUUUCAACCUCUUGGUUUUGGUACUACUGGUGGUAAACAAAUGCAGAUGAAAGAAAUUGCUGCUUUUCUUGGCCAUGUUGGUAGCAAAACUUCUUGUGGUUACGGAGUUGCCACCGGUGGACCAUUGGCUUGGGGCCUUUGCUAUAACAAGGAAAUGAGUCCUAGCCAAGAUUACUGUGAUGACUACUUCAAAUUAACUUACCCGUGCUCUCCCGGAGUCCAAUAUUAUGGUCGUGGUGCCUUGCCUAUCUACUGGAACUACAACUACGGAAAAAUAGGCGAAGCACUGAAGGUAGAUUUAUUGAAUCAUCCCGAAUACAUUGAACAAAACGCGACCUUGGCAUUCCAAGCUGCAAUUUGGCAGUGGAUGAACCCAGUCAAAAAGGGACAACCUUCAGCUCACGAUGCCUUCGUUGGCAACUGGAAGCCAACGAAGAAUGAUACUUUGUCUAAACGAGUUCCCGGUUUUGGCACCACCAUGAACAUCCUCUACAAUGACAAUGUCUGUAACCAAGGUGAUAUUGACUCCAUGAACAACAUCAUUUCACACUACUUGUAUUACCUCGACUUGAUGGGCAUUGGUCGGGAGGAGGCAGGGCCUCACGAACUACUCACCUGCGCGGAACAAAAACCUUUCAAUCCAUCUUCCUCCCCUGCUUCUUCUUCUUCUUGAUUAACUCAUAUGGGAUUCUAGACAUCCUAGCUAGGAUUGCUGCUUUUAUCCUCGACGUUUUUUCACUAAGAAAACAUCCAAUAAGUGGAGCAAGAUAGACGUUGUCGUCCUGCUCCCGGUGUAAACUGUGUGUUUGGGUGUUCUAUAAAUAAGGAUUAAGGAUGUGUUGACCCUUUCUUGUUGUGUCUUAUUGAAGUGAAUCUUGAUCAGUGCAAUACAUGCAGUGUAUGUGAAACUUUAGUCUGUAAUAAUCUUUUGAACUGUUAAAA
Solanum stenotomum is the source of this 1430-nucleotide messenger RNA. Its product is annotated as chitinase-like protein 1. Gene Ontology annotation, molecular function: chitinase activity. The coding region runs from base 178 to 1161 and encodes 327 amino acids. The record is from RefSeq and is a predicted model, not a curated record. Gene Ontology annotation, biological process: cell wall macromolecule catabolic process; carbohydrate metabolic process; chitin catabolic process. Lineage: Eukaryota; Viridiplantae; Streptophyta; Magnoliopsida; Solanales; Solanaceae. The transcript has 3 exons.